AUGUCAGAAAAUAGGUGGUACCACUUCGCCUCGCCCAGCUACGCGAAUUCCUUCGGGGACUUCCCGGCCGUGGACGUGGCAAAACUGCGGCAGGACACGGUGAAGCACUUGGACUCCUUCCAGGCGGAGACUUGGUUCCAGGACCCCGUCUGCACCGUGAUCCGUGGAGGAGUUCUCAAGGAGGGCGAGGUCUGCGAGACGGUGGACGCCUUUGGCAAGGUCAAUGGGAAGCAGAUCUUGGCGACGCCAGAGGUGGUGGACAAAGUCCUGGAGCAGGUGCAGCGGCCCAGCGCGGGGAAGGACUUCCGCGCCGCGAUGCGCAGCAUCGAGGCGCGGCUCCUCUCGGAGCACGCGGCCUUUCUCAUCGGCAACCAGGCGCUGGACUUUCACAAGCAGGAUGGAGUCACUGAGAUCGAAGAAUCCAUCGAGGCUAACGUCAUCGAGAGGAAGCUGAACGACUUGCUCCUUGCUGAUGAGCUGUCAGGUAAAGUGCGCAUCCAGCGGCACACAGCUCUGGUGGGAUGCGUCUCCAACUUCUCCAACUUUCUCGACCUUUGCCGCAAGACACUGCGGAACGUCGAGCUGGGCGUUCCGGUGCUGGUCUUGUCCCGGUCCAACACGACACAGCACAUGUACCGCUGGUUUCAGCUGCUGCAGGCUGAGAUGGAGAAGGAGGGCGUGGACCUUUCGCUGGUGACGUACCUGUCCUGCAGCAUCCAGGAGCAGCGGCGGGUGAUGUCGGCCAUGGCGCAGAGCCCUCUGUACCUCACCGGCAGCCGACCCGUGGCUGCCGCCAUCAAGGAGCUGAUGCCCUUCACUUUUGCCAGCACCGGGGGCCCCAACACCAUGGUGGCGCCGAAACUGGACGCACCCAUUGAGGCGGCCGUGCGGAUGUCCAGCACCAUUGAGAACAGCGGGCAGUGCACUGCCAUGCGGCACCUGGUCACUGACGACCCCAACUUCUCGGAGGCGGACCUGGCGCGGGUCUUCGCGCCGGCUCAGGCCACGGACAGCGCGGCGGAGAGUUUGCGGAGGGGUGCCUUCGACGGGCUCUUCCGGAGCUGGGCUGAGGGCUUCCAGGCGGAGGAGGGCUACCAGGUGCUGCAGGCGAACGGUGCGCAGCCGCCGGCAUUCCGGAUCUCCAAGGGUUUGAGCCCACAGAACCUGGAGGAACACUGGCGGAGGGUGUACCUGGACGUGAGCACCCCGAAGCAGGGCUCCGUGAAAGACCCGGCCUACCUGCAGGGCCUGGCCAAGUGGCUUACCCACGAGCAGCCCAUCACCUUGGCAGUGAACGGGGACGACGAGGAGGCGGGCUUCCCCAUCAUGCGGCAGCUCUUCGAGACCACGGCGCAGGCCAUCUACUCGGUGGGUCGCCAGGGGCAGCCGGCCUUGACGGCGCAGGCCCGGCCUCAGGACGGAGAGAUCUUCGGCGAGUUUCCUCCUCGCGCGGAGAUGCAGAGGUACACCUGCGGGCCUGUCUUCGUGCCCUCCAGCACCCCGAGCUACAUGGCGCGCUACGAGGCGGCGCAUCUCAGAGGUGCUGCCGAGCGGCUUCCGGCGCUGAACCUUGGCUGGCUGGAGGAGCUGCCGUUGGAAGCGCGGGGCUACGCUGUGCUGAUGGUCGAGUACCUCAAGGAGUCGGGGCUUCUGGAGUCGGAGCCCUCCAGUGGACAACAGAUGGUCAUGAACAGAAGUUGGAGUGCUCCCAGAGGCGGUUCGCCUCGGGCAGGUCACCUGGCGAUCGUUUCCCCCGGAUUCCGUUUUUCGAGUCGGUUCCAUCAGGAGAGCUGCGGUGCCAAGCGGGGCUGUGGAAGCCGCACCUCCCUGUGGGGCUUGCAGCGCCCACCCCUGUGGCCCGUGUCCACGCUCUUGCGCGCACGCGCCACGGAUGAUUUCGCGGCGGUGGCUCUGCAUCUCUUGCCCUUCCUCACCACCAACGCCAAGGAGGGUCUGGUAGUAUCUGUGGCAGCUGACUGCAGCUCCGACAUGAAAUCGGCCCUCAGGGCGGCGUGUCAGCAUUCCGCUGUGCCCUGCCACGAGGAGGAGGAGAGUGCCUUCCAGCGGCGUCGCCAAGAGAGCGAGCCAUGGAACACCGUGUUCGCGGAUGCCAAGCCCAGCGCAGAGGAGCUCCCGAUGGUGGACCACUUUGUUCUCAGGUUGCUGCCUAUGGGCCACAUCAAGUCGGCGUGCCCGAAGGAUGAGGACUUCGUGAAGGUCUUCCAGGCGACGCAGAAAACCGCCGAAGGGGCUGCAAAGAAGCAGAAGCUGGAGGGCCCGCAGCUCCCGGCUUUGGAACAAAUGGCCGCGGUCUUCGCGUCGGAGGAGUACCGGAAGCUGGUGCAAGAGGUCACCGGCUGCGGAGAGCUCUCUGAGCGAGUAGAUCUGGCGACCCAGGUGUACACAAAGGGCUCUCACCUCUUGUGUCACGACGACGUCAUCGGCACACGGAAGGUUUCCUUCAUCUACUACAUGACGGAUCCGGAGGAGGAGUGGUCCAGCGCCGAAGGUGGCGCCCUGGAGCUGUACCCGUCGGAGCCCUCAGGUGGGCCUGGGAGUGUGCCAACCAAGGAGCUGCUGCCAUUGUCUGACUCCCUGGCCUUGUUCCUGGUGGAGCCCGGGGUGUCCUUCCACGCGGUCCGGGAGGUCAGGGGCGAGCGCGCCCGAGUCUCCCUGCAGGGUUGGCUUCAUGCGCCCAGCUUGGAGCAGACUUUGGGCUUCCAGCGGCGCGGGCUGGCCACUCUCCAGCAGAUCUUGGAAGAGCCUGCAGGCCCCGGCAAGGCCGCGGAUGCGGCUGCGGGCGAGGGCGAGCUGGCGCAGGACCUGGAGGCGUUGUCGAAGUGGCUGGCGCCCAGCUACCUGGACCCCAAGCAGCUGCAGGCGGUGGCCGAGCAGUUUGAGGAGAGCAGCUAUGUAGUGCUCUCGCAGUUCCUGCGCGCAGACCUGGCGGAGCAGAUCGCCGGACACCUCCACGCGGCCGACCGCCUGGACGGCUUCAUGCCGGACGCGGAGGAGCCCGCGCAGCCGCGCUACUCGGGUGGCGCGGAGUCAGGAUGGGAGCUUAGAGGACCGCCACACCUGCGAAGGUUUCUGUCUUUCUCUGACCGCGAGGCAUGUCCAAAGGAGGCGCCGCCGCACCGUAGGUUGGGGUGCGCCCUGUCGGCGCUGGCGCGCGAGCUGUUUCCUAGUGGCCGCCCCGGUGGCAGCUUCCGGCGGUGGCUAAAGGCUUGCACGGGCUUGGAUACCAAGAAUGACGGCUGUCCUCAGGUUCGACGUUUUCGCCCUGGCCUAGACUAUACUGUGGCGGUGAAGGGAGCCCAUCAAGAUCUCCAAGAUGAGGCAGAUUUGGAUGCCGUCCUUUGCUUCACCCUCGGCGAGGGCGUUCGCGGAAGCGAGGAGGUCACGGAGGAGUUGCAAGUGGCCGCCAGCGAGAAGUGGAGCAGUGAGGAGGUCGGCGGCUUUGAGAGCUACCUCGCAGCGGACGAGGAGGACGAAUCCGCCGAGGCGCAGGAGGUCUACCGGGGCACCGACGCGGAUGGGCCCUUGGCCUGCCAGCCCUGGCUUAUCCGAUUCUCGCGUUCCGGGCAUGGUGAAAUCAAGGAUAUGGAGGCUGGGUCCCGGUUUCGGGUCCCGACCCAGGCCCAGACGUACGAGGAGAGAUGUGAGGAUGAUGGCCCCAACCACCUGACUCGCCUCGGGGAGCACUUGCCCAUUUUCUCUAGCGCGCUGCAGAUCCUCUACGAGUUUGCGAACAACGAGAGCGCUUUGAUCCGCGCCCGGCGCUCGGACCCCAUCGGGCCCGACGGGGUGCUGACCAAAGCGGCGGAGUACGUGCCCGUGGUGAACUUGGUGGUGCAGGAGAUCCACCGGUCCGGGGACGAGGAUGAAGCCCUGGAGCGCGCGAGGCAGCGGAACCCCAUCGGCAGCGAGGGCUACUUGACCAAGAUGAUGGAGCACAUCCCCCUGGUCUCCGACGGUAUGGUGGCCUUCCACCGGUACCACGAGGACGAGUUGGCGGCGGAGCGCGCCAGGGGAUACUCCCUGGAGCGGCUGUUGAGCAAGGACGGCGCCAUCACGCGCGUGGCCGAGCUGUUGCCGGGCUCAAAUCUCUUCGCUGCGGCCUUUCACAAGAUCAACGGGGAUUCGGAGCGCAUGGAGCGGGCGCUGAACCUCGUCGAGAGCUGGUCCGCCCUCUCGGAGCCGGACAGCGGGCUAUGGCAGGUGGCGGAGCUGGUGCCCGGAGUGGAUGCCUUCGCCUUCGCGGUGCACCUCAACGGAGGACACUACGCGCAGGCGCUGAGGAGUGUGACGAAAACCAGCUGGGUGAACGUCCAGACCCGGGAGAUGACCUUCUUUAUCAGGUUCAACUCCGUCUCCGAGAGGUGGUGCGAAAAGGUGGACAUCCUGGACGUGGACGUGCUCCCAAGGCAGUUCUCCUUGGUCGUGGGCUUGUCGGACGUUGUCACCAACUUUCUACGGAUUGACCCGAAGGGCCAGCGUCGCGACAUCAAUGAUCCGGAGGCAGCGGGGGCCCAGAGCAUGACGGCCAUGGACCUGUCCAAGGAGCUGGUGAAAGGCGUUGUGACCGAAAAGCUCAAGACUCGCGUGGACUACAUCAUGAGCAUGGUACCGACCUAUGCGGACUGGCUAGUUGAGUUUUUGGGCAGCUACUUGCUGCCAAAAUAUCAGCAGGAGAGGGGGGCGGACGCACUUGGAGAAUGGCACAUUGCUCACAUGGCAGGCCUCGGCGCCUUGCGGCGCCUGGGCGCCGGGGCGGUGGUCACCGCCGGCAUCGCGUGCCCGGCCUACGAGCGGAGGCGAGAAAAUGGCGUCCGCAUGGACUCGAGGGACUCGAGUCUAGAGGCCCGCGUGCGCACGCUGGAGACGAAGCUUCGGGCCAUGGAGCUGAUUAACCAGGAGGAGAUUCGGGCAUUGGAGACCAUCAAGAUGGCUGCAAAGCAGCAUGGCCUGGACAUUGCAGGUGGUACCAUUCGCAGGACUUCCUCCCGGUUUUGCUUAGGCGUGGAGCACGGCGACUACAACGGCACGGAGCUCUUCGGGGUCGGCACAGAUCGCUUCAUUUGGAUGGCUUACAAGCCCAACACUUCGGGAAAGAUCCGGAUCUAUAGCCAGAACUUCCCCCAGGAAGGUGUGGUGGAGUUCGCGCCGGGCAAGGUGCCACCGGCCAAGGACCCAUCCAUCUCAGACAUCUGGGGUCGCUUCCCCUACGGCGUGGAGCACGUCUUGCGGAAGAACGGGCUGGCGGCCAACCAGGGAUUCGACGCCGUGCUGGUGGGGAACAUCCCGGGGGGCGGCAUGUCGCGGUCGGCCUCCUUGGUCUUAAAUCUGAUGCUGACCAUGCUGGAUAUCAACAAGAAGUCCCUGCCGGAGGGCGACUUCCGAGUGGUCCAGAUGGCACAGCAGGUGGAGAAUGACUACAUCGGAACACCGUGCGGCAAUCUGGACCAGAUUAUGAUCUACUAUGCGAAAGACGGGAUGGGCACACGCUACAAUCCCAAGACCAACAAGGUGUCCUACGUGCCGCUGGGCAUCGACACCAACGAGUUCUGCAUCGCCGCCCUGGACACGGGGACGGUGCGCCACGGGCUCGAGAAGUCCACCUACGCGGUGCGCGUCAAGGAGUGCAAUGAGUUCGUGGCCAUGCUGCAGAAGAAGGGGUACAAGAUUCAAAGCCUUGGUGACAUCAAGGAUCGCAGGACUUACGACAAGAUCAUCGCGGAGUAUGGAGACACUCACCCAAAUCUGUGCCAGCGACUUGAGUAUCUGUUCUUUGCGCAGGAGCGCUUCGAGGCGAUGGUGAAGGCCUGGACCGAGGGCAACAUCAAAGAGGUUGGCGCCAUCUUCCGCCGGGACGGCAUUGGCCUGCGAGACGAAUAUCAGAUCUCCGGGCCGGAGCUUGAGACAAUGGUCAAUAUUGCUCGAACUGUUCCGGGCGUGGUCGGCGAGCGCAUGCUCGGCGGUGGAGACAAGGGCGCCUCGGGCGCCAUCCUCAUGCCCCACGCCGAGACGGCGCUGCGGAACGCAGUGACCACUGGCUACAAGCGGUCCUACCCCCAGCUGGCAGACAAGUGCGCCGUGCAUGUGGUGAGGGUGUGCAAGGGUGUGGAGGUGCUGGAAGGAUUACUGUGA
Messenger RNA from Effrenium voratum, 6150 nucleotides. The record is from the annotation of a GenBank genome assembly. Lineage: Eukaryota; Dinophyceae; Suessiales; Symbiodiniaceae.